Dovyalis caffra is the source of this 633-nucleotide messenger RNA. NCBI's taxonomy places the organism in Eukaryota, Viridiplantae, Streptophyta, Magnoliopsida, Malpighiales, Salicaceae. The record is from the annotation of a GenBank genome assembly.
AUGGCAGCAACUUCCUCCUACAUGGCUUGUGCAAAGUUCCCUAUGCUGGGUUGGCACGGAGGCAGAAAAGAACUGGAAAGGAGACGUGUAAUCUCCGUUUCAGCUCAGCAGCAAGCUGAAGUCCAAGAAUCACCGGAAGUGAAUGCGCAAGCAGAAAAAGACCCAAAACAAGAGAAAGGGAAGCAACCAACGCAACCAAGACCAGUGGAGCCCCAAGUGAACGUGAAGAGCAAGAACAUGAGCAGGGAAUAUGGAGGGCAGUGGCUGAGCAGCGUCACACGGCACGUCAGAAUCUAUGCUGCUUACAUUGACCCAGAAACAUGUGAGUUCGAUCAAACUCAGAUGGAUAAGCUCACCCUCAUCCUCGAUCCUACAGAUGAGUUCGUUUGGACAGAUGAGACUUGCCAUAAAGUUUACUCCUACUUCCAAGAGCUUGUGGAUCACUACGAGGGUGCCCCAUUGACAGAAUACACACUGCGACUGAUUGGUUCAGAUAUAGAACACUACAUAAGGAAGCUGCUAUAUGAUGGAGAAAUCAAAUACAACAUGAACGCAAGGGUAUUGAAUUUCAGCAUGGGGAAACCACGCAUUCUAUUUAACAACGAUGGUCAGCUGCAAGAUGUACAAUCAUAA